Neolamprologus brichardi is the source of this 3842-nucleotide messenger RNA. Lineage: Eukaryota; Metazoa; Chordata; Actinopteri; Cichliformes; Cichlidae. The record is from RefSeq and is a predicted model, not a curated record.
AGAGAGAGAAGCCGGUGAAAACUUCUCCCAUCGCGGCCAAAACCUUCUGAUUUUACUUAAAAAACAAUUAAACUCCGGGAAAUUCGGUUUGCAGUGGAUUUUGACGGAUGCGCACCGGAGCUAUCCAGGGGUGUAGCCGCGGUUCCCGUCGUGCGUCUUUGCGCUGUUAGAGGUGGUGUGUGACUGAGUGUGUGUGAGAGAGGAGGAUACAGAUAGAGGUGGAGGAUCAGCCGGAGUGGCCGACCAGCCAGAAGGAUGCUGGAGGGCAAUGCCUGCAGAAAGAGAGGAUGAGAUUUGUCGAAAGGCGCUGGAACUGCUCUCGGACCUUUGCUCCAAGGGAGAGGUGCAGGACGACAACUGCCUGGAUUUCAUUUACUACUUCAGGGAUCUGGCCAGACCCCGUUACACGGACUCAGAUGUAUCGGUGAGCCUGUUGUCUCUGCUGGUGACCACCUGCGGUCUGGCUCUCUUCAGUGUCUCCCUCUUUGUCUCAUGGAAGCUGUGCUGGGUGCCACUAAGUGGUCGUUUCCUCCCAGAUGUCCUCAAGGGGGCACACUUCUUGGGAGGAGACCAACAACCUGUCCUCACAGAGGUGGACGGGGAGGAAAGGGAAUACAGUGAAGAUGGCUGUGUGAAGGAGCCUUCGGGGCCCCCUUCGGGUGUGCCUGUCCCUGAGUCGGCCUUGAAGAUAAGCCACACAUCACCUGACAUCCCACUGGAGACGCAAACUAAGGUGGAGAAAAACCAUGCUCACACUCUGGCCAGGGACAGGGUUCAGAGACAGAUUACUGAACCUACCUCUUCUGACAAUGUGGACCUUGGAGAGCUGAUGUUCUCACUGUGCUAUCUCCCGACGGCUGGCAGGCUUACCAUCACAAUUAUCAAAGCCAGAAACCUCAAAGCCAUGGACAUCACUGGAGCCUCAGAUCCAUAUGUGAAAGUGUCUCUGAUGUGUGAUGGUCGAAGGCUAAAGAAGAGAAAGACAUCGACUAAGCGUAACACUCUGAAUCCAGUGUACAAUGAGGCCAUUGUGUUUGAUGUUCCUCCUGAGAGCAUUGACCAGAUCAGCCUGCUAAUAGCUGUCAUGGACUAUGAUCGGGUUGGGCAUAAUGAAGUGAUCGGGGUAUGCAGGGUAGGCAGUGAGGCCGAGAGUCUUGGGCGAGACCACUGGAGUGAGAUGCUGACGUACCCACGGAAGCCAAUCGCACACUGGCACCCGCUCGUAGAGUGGGUCGGACAAGGAGCGACGGUGAGUGGAAGCCAAGGAGGAUCCACCAAUUCCCUGAAGACACCACCGUCACCAUAACCACACACACACACACACACCAGUAUACUCACACCAACACACACAGACACACACAGAUAUAGAGCCUCAGGGUGGUAGAACAACAGGCCAACAGACAGUCCUACUUAAUGUUAAAACAUACAGUACAAAGUGUGGCUAAGAAGUGGCUGCAGCAGUGGGCUAACAUCAGCUAUAAGCCAAUACUCAAACUGUGUGUCAUUAGAUUGAACUAGGUGUUAGUGUGCUAAGGCUGGAGCAAAGUCUGAUUCCCACUUCCUCUUGUGUCUUCACAACCAAAUAAACACUUAACUACAUUCCAACUAAACUAGUACAGUGCUUAUUGAGCUGUUACUGACAGUAUUAACAGAUUAUCUAACAGAUUAAGCUUAUGCCUCUUUUUCGUUUAUAGGAAAAUUGCAGUUUGUGGACCAAAAUAUUCUAUUUUUAGGUGAAUAUGCACAGCUGUGACGGUUGAUUUGUGCAAGUGAUCAGCUAUCGUAGGCAACAUAUUUGCUCAAUAGUAGGAUUUAGAAAGGCGAGUUGCAGAAUUAGAAAGCAUCACUGUUCAGAUCAACACAUUUCAGCUCUUUUAAAAGUUUUAUUUGUUGUGUUGAAGAUUCAUUCUCAUCAUGCGUUUGGUUAUAUCGUGUGUGUUGCCGUUAUCAGCGGCAGCCGGAGCAGACACGAACAGAGGAGAUUCAAAUGGCAAACCUUAGUUUUACUUCACUGGGCGAAGACGAUUUCCUGUUAAGAAGUAAAACUGAAGAGGAUUUGAUUUGAUCCAAGAAUUUGUAAAAUGUCAGAAUGAACAUUUUUAGUGCAUGUUAAAUUGGCAUCCUUUUUUUUAACAGGGUGUGGUCAUAAUAAAGGAAACAUAAGUUGUCAUCAGUGGAAAAAGGGCAGUCCACUCAUCUCAUCUAAGGCAAAUGAAUUAUGAUUGUUUUUAGACAUGAUCCUGAUAACCAGACAUAAGUGUCAUCAUUACUUACUAAUGUUAUUUGGCUUUACAAGAAUUUACAAUUACAAUUUCAGCACAAACAUUAAUAACAUGAAAUAAAAGUUUUACAUUAAACUGUACGACUUAUGGUUGACACUGUACUGUACUUGGUGUCUCGUCUGUCAUGGCUACUUUUGGAAAAUGUUUUACACUUUUGCAGAUAAAUGCUGACUGAAGGUUUUGACUGUUUUUAAAGCUGUUGCGCUGGAAACAGCUGCGCGCUUCUGCUGGAAACAAGACUGAUGAGCCAUGAAAACAAAACAUAAACAGGAAUCUGUGGACUGUAAGAUCUAAAGAAGUUCCACGGAGCAAAAGGGGGUUGUAAACUUCAGUUGUUAUUUUCAGUAGCUAAGGCAGGGGUCCCCAACUCCAGACCUUGAGGGCCGGCGUCCUGCAAGGUGAAUGGAAAGGGUCUUUUACAGGAGGCAUUACUGCCAACAUGGGCUCAGUUUGCUUCAACAUGCUGAAUUUAGGCGAUCUAAAUACUCUGAAUAAACAGCUGGCUUGUUGUAGUUUGUCUGAUUAUGUGACUGCUCGUGUUUUUCUGUCCCCUGUAGUGAUGUCACCAUGUUCCCAGAUGCUACAAAAAAAUAUAACCCAUGUUGUAACAAAUCAGUUAUCCUUAGGGACUACACAAUGACUGCAGAUGUUAUUGUGCAACCCCUUUGGGACUCCUUUGUGCCUUUUUAAUGUGCUUUGCCAUUUUGAUAUUCAGUGUUCCAAUUUAGAGAGGUGCUUAGAAGACCAUAAAGGUGGUAACUCUUAAUAAUUUGCGAGAAGUGAGGAGCUUUUGCGAUUAAAGGGGUCCUAUAAAUUUUUUUGUUUGUUUUCUGUUAUAUACAGAAUAUACAAUAAGAGAUGUUUAUAAUAAAGAUGGCCAACAUUUAAAAUAGUAAUCCCUGUGUGCCAAAAGAUGUAUCUGUUCUUAGAUCUGUAUGAUGUCAGACAGAGGGGAUCUCCAUAAUGUGGUCAUUUUAGCACACAGCUCUGACAGUUCAAGUGAUUCCUUAUGAGGGGCAGCCAAUCAGAAGAAAUCUGGCUGAAAGGGAGGAGCUAAAAAGGUUUGUUUCAGACAAUGCAUGAAUUGAGAUGGUUUUAAAACUUUGAUUCAUGCAAAGCUACUUUAGUAAAGUCUGAUAAAAUAAAACAAAGCUGGCAAUGAGCAUUACAGGUCCCAUUUAAGUUAAUUGAAUGAUUCCACAGUGAAGCUGCCCUGUCCCACUGUUAUGACACUCAAUGUUGCUUUUCUUUAACUGGAACCAUACUCUGUGGUAGUAAUUUAAUAAGCCAGUGUUUGUUUGUUUUCUAACUAAAAUCUGUUUAAAUUCAGAUUAAUACCAGUAUUGUUUAUGGCUCGGUAUUGGACACUGUCACGGAUAACAGUUUCUUCUGUGUUUGUAGGUACCAUGCAUGCGUCCUUUUUUUCAUGAGUCAUUUUUAAUAAAUAUCUUUUUUGUUGUGAGAUACUAAUCAUAUUGUAAACACGAGAUGUAUUAUGAACCUAAGGCAGAGUGUGUACAUUGUCCAUUCAGAUGUUAUUAAUAAAUAUUUCUAUAUAUA